Pyrenophora tritici-repentis Pt-1C-BFP is the source of this 1167-nucleotide messenger RNA. The record is from RefSeq and is a predicted model, not a curated record. NCBI's taxonomy places the organism in Eukaryota, Fungi, Ascomycota, Dothideomycetes, Pleosporales, Pleosporaceae.
AUGGCGAAAACAAAACCAGCAGAUCGAAGGUCCGACAGGAGCGCGAAGAAUGGGACGAAAAAAGCCAGCGCUACGAAAGAGUCGAAGAAACCAAAAGCAUCACCAGAAGAACUCUUGAUCCAAGCAACCGCUCUCCUCCAAACGUCGCAACCAGAGGAAGCGCUCGUCGCCGCACGGAGAGCACUGAACAUCCUUCAACCCGGUACUUCGAAGCCCUCGGUGGCAGUGCUGCCCGCACUGAAUCUCCUCGGCGAGAUCAACGUAGAACUAGGCGAUCCCGACUCAGCGCGAGAGGCCUUUCAAGCAGCAGUUGUAAUCGACCCAGAAGGCACCAACGAUGGCGCAGAAAAGUUUCUAUGGUUGGCACAGUUAAACGAGGAGGGGGGUACUGAGAGCGUACGAUGGUUUGAGAAAGGCAUUGCAGUGUUGAAGAGGGAGAUCAGUGAGCUGGAAGGGAAGCUGGUGAAGAAGGAUGACGUCACAGAGCUAUUGGAGGAGAAGAGGCAGAAGAUAGCAAACUCGCUUUGUGGAAUUGCUGAAGUCUACAUGACGGAUCUCUCGUGGGAAGAAGACGCUGAAGCGCGAUGCAACGCCGCAGUCACCGAAGCACUGCUUUUUGCGCCAGAGAACCCCGAACCACUACAAACACUUGCAUCAAUACGGAUCUCGCAACUAAAACCUGAAGAGGCCAAGUCUGCAUUACUACGAAGUAUGGAGCUUUGGAAAGAUCUAGACCCAGAUGACGCCAAGGUGCCGGAUUACUCUACUCGAAUCAGCCUGUCCCGCCUGUUGAUGGAAGCUGAGAUGGAAGACGAGGCUAUUGAGGUCUUGGAGCGACUAGUGGGCGAGAACGACGGCAGUGUCGAGGCGUGGUACUUGGGUGGCUGGUGCUUGCACUUGUUGGCAGGGAAGCAAAAGACCAAAGGCGAGGAAAAGGUUGCCAUGUCACUGCUGCGUGCGAGCCGAGACUGGCUGGAGAAUUGCCUGAAACUAUAUGGCAUGUUAGAGUACGAGGACGAGCGGUUGAAAGAACAUGCUGAUGAGCUACUGAAAGAACUUGGCGAUGUUCUCGGCCCGUCAACGGGCGAGGACGAGGACGAGGACGAGUGGGACGAUGCAGAAGACGACGACGGAGAAGAUGACGACGAGGCCAUGGAGGGCACGUGA